Varroa destructor (honeybee mite) is the source of this 1605-nucleotide messenger RNA. It is a transcript of the gene jeb, whose product is annotated as low-density lipoprotein receptor domain-containing jelly belly protein. Lineage: Eukaryota; Metazoa; Arthropoda; Arachnida; Mesostigmata; Varroidae. Gene Ontology annotation, biological process: positive regulation of MAPK cascade. Gene Ontology annotation, molecular function: transmembrane receptor protein tyrosine kinase activator activity; protein binding. Gene Ontology annotation, cellular component: terminal bouton. The record is from RefSeq and is a predicted model, not a curated record.
AGCAACAAAGUGGCUAUUACGCAACGGUUUAUGAUAAUAGCGACGACGACAACAACGACGACGACGACGGCAGCGCGGGCGGCUGGGGCAGCAGCAAAGAGGCCACUGAACACCGGGAAGUGCAGCCCAAUUCGAUCAGCAGCUGGGGUUAGUCGUGGCUGCCGCAGAAGUCAAGCUUGUUGCCAGGUGUCAAUAGCAUCGGCGGUGGCACGAUGGCUAUUGCUAGCUGUUGUAAGUUUCGCAUGUCUGUCGUUUCCGCAAGUGGUCAGCGCCAAUGGUGACGGUGUCGUCGGCUCGAGCCGAGACGGCCGCGAUGACAGCAGCAUCGAGGAAGGUCAUGUUAGCCCUGGUACGUAUGCGAUGCACAGUACCACUCGAGGUGCAGCCCGUUCACUUUGGUGGCCAGCUGCCGUUUCCGUAUCAACACAGGCGUUGCUCCGUCACAUUGGCCUGCCGCACAGCCAGACCCAUCUGUCUUCGCUGACACCCCUCACGGGCACGACGGUCUUUUUGCGACGUAGCACGAGCCCCUACGCAGCGGCCUCGUCAUCAAAUGCUGCUAGCGCGAGCAGUCGCCUGCAGCAACAGCAUAAACGACAAAAGCACCUGCAGCAGCAGCAGCGGAAGAGCAAGCGUGGCUCAAGGCGUGCAGGAGAACAUCCAGAGCACUCGAACCCACAGAUCCCGACAACAGGUGUCCGAGCGCCGCGAGGGGCACACGAGUACGACGUUCCCCAAAUCGAAUGUCCGAAUGCCGAGGAUGGCAUGGAGCGAUUCGCUUGUCCAACCCCAGAUCCACUGGGUCGCUAUCGAUGCAUCGAUGAUCAUGUACUUUGCGAUGGAUUUUUGGAUUGCCCCGAUGGAUCUGAUGAAGACAGACACUCUUGCAUGUUCUACAAGACGACGAAAGCGCACCUCGAUGUCUUAGCAGACGCAUUGCUGCGGUGGGCACGUGGUCGAUACAAUUAAUCAAAGCGGCCGCGGCAUCCAAAGAUGUUACGAGUGACCGAAGGAAACGACCGAAUAACGAAAACAAGCAGUAGCCACUUCUAAACGAGCUAGAAACUGCUUAGCUACUCUGUUUGUAAGAACAAAUUUGUUCAAACAAAGAGAAAAAAAAACCAAACGAGUGAGACAAGGCGGUGAAAGCGGCUUUAGAGGAAGGUAGACAAUAACAGUCGGAUGUUAGACGAACGCAAUAUAUGACAAUCAUACACAGCUACUCACGAGACACAAGUAAACUAAUAAAUGCUAGGUAAAAUACAGGACUUCGCAUUCAGGGACGGGACACAGACAAGUGAGAAAGCAGAACAGCGUAAUGUGGAAGAACGAGCUAAGGUUAUAAUAACGGGACCUAGGAUAUGAUGCGGAAGAGUGAACAUGACAAUCUAAUGAGACAAUCAUCUUCAUGAUCUUCAAUUCAAUGUUCGGUAGAUGAGGACGAACAUAGAAGUGACUAAUAAUUAUGAUAACGUUAAUGUAUACGGGUAUAUUCUUGGGACCUCUCGGUAAAAAGGAGGCCCUAGGGCCCAAACGAUUAAAUAUUCUGACUGCUAAGCAAAAAAAAGUGACGACAGAGUGAUUGUGAAGGAGAGAAAGAAUAAU